Molecule: messenger RNA, 8437 nt
Organism: Gallus gallus (chicken)
Lineage: Eukaryota; Metazoa; Chordata; Aves; Galliformes; Phasianidae
Gene: ST3GAL1
Product: ST3 beta-galactoside alpha-2,3-sialyltransferase 1
Exons: 8
Coding region: 4142-5170 (342 amino acids)
Molecular function (GO): beta-galactoside (CMP) alpha-2,3-sialyltransferase activity
Source: RefSeq, a predicted model, not a curated record
GACAGCAGAACCCCCGUGUAGGUCCACAGGGAACGUGUUGCUGUAUCCCCCUCCUACUUCCUCACUCCAUUUGCUUCAUUUUGGUGCUGCUGGGGGGUAACAUUUCAGCAGGUUUAAAUCCUAAGCAAUGACAAAGCCGCGCUUUGUAGCCCUACCCAAGCAGCUUCUGGUCUCUUUACCACCAGGUUUUUAAAGUACGCUUCUGCCAGACAUACUUGUGUUGCACUUCUCUGCUAGGAGCACGUGAGAGCACAGUGUCUGAAGGAGCAAAAGGAGAGAACAAUCCAAUUCCAUGUUCUUUGGGCUUGCUGUUUGUGCACGGUUUGCUUGUUCAGGGGAACAGGGAGUUGCUCUGUUUGUAUCAAUUUUUCAUGCAUCCCAACCAGAAAGGAACACUCAGCCUGGAUUGCAGUUUUUCUUCCAGACUUGAUAUUAGUAACAGUAAGAGAAGCACAACUGCAAAGGUAACUUUUAACUCUAAGCAUCAUUUUGUUUGAGGCUUUGCUUCUGCUAAUCAAUUUGCUUUUCUAUUGCCGGAAAACUGGGAGUAAUUUGAAGGGAAAUCAGGGUUACACAGAUGGAAGUUCCAUCCUCUUGGCUGUAACAGCGUCCUUUAUCCCAAAUACAUUGCAAAUGUUGCUAUUAAAUGAUAGCAGUAAUUCCUUUUUUUUAUUAAGGACGCCUUGCAGAAGUGUUUUCAGAAGUGUAGUGAAGCAGAAAUGUGCUUCUGAGGGCAGAUCCGGCUCCACAGCAAAUUUAACAUGCUGUUAAUCCCACCACCUGGUGGAGCUUUUUAUGGCGCCAGCUGAGGAACACCGGAUAAGCACGCGUUUUUGUUUGGGUUUGCUGACCAGAUGCCGUGAGCAGAGUUGCUUUAACUUUUUCCUUCCUCGCACCAGGCUUAGUUUUCUGUGCCUUCUACCUUUUCUGUACUUUGCAGAAGGGAGCACAAGGCUGUGGGUGUCUCAUCUGAAGCAACGUUUCUGUGCACAGUUAAAUCAGUGACAGAUUUCCUUCCUUCCUGCCCUUCUCUUUCCCUCACAGCAUGCUUUUUUUUUUUUUUUUUCCUUUCUCCUAUUUAUUUCAGAAGUAUGAUGUUGGCAUAGAUCACAACUGUAAGCUGGGCAUGCAGAAGCUGCUUGUUUUCACUUAGGGGGCAAACGACUUCUUGGAGGAGGUAUCUGAUCAAGAAGACAGAAGCAGCGAUAUCUUUUUGCUUAUCUGAGAUUACUGGUAAAGGUUAAAGCAUGGGGGUGCAUGUAGGAGAAGUGUUGAGGGAUUCCUUUGCCCCUGUCUGAUGUAUGUAGUCCUGCUUGAUUGCAUCAGAAUAUGUAAUAUUUGUUAUCUGCUCAGUGAAGAUGCUGAUAUGUCAGAGGUAUGCAAAUUGACAGCUCAUACAUCAGAGUGCAAUUAAGUACCACAGUGUGAAACUUUCUGUUAGCAGUCCCCAGAAAACAUCCGUGUAGGACAAGAGACUGAAGCAUGCAGACAAACUACUGCUGUGUGCCUUUGCGUUCCUUUUACUGCCUUAAUGUCUGUGUCUGAAGACAAGAGGCUGACCCAGGCCUCAGCUCAGGAAGGUGGCAGCUUCCGUGUGCCUCUCAAGUUCUGCUGUGAUGCCUCUGGUCCCACAUCUGGUCCCAUUUAUCCCAAGGUGGAUAAAUGCCUUUGCAGUCCAUCCAUAUUCAUUUAGCUUUGUAGGUAUCUGCUCCAGUGUACUGUGUGAGCCAUGUCCCAGGCUUCAGGGUCUGCACAUUUGAUGUCCACAGAGCAUAGGAGGAGUGCAGUUGUCUACCUGUAGGAAUCUGUCUUUCAGCAUCUUGAACACAGUGUCAUUUUUAAGUAGCAAACUGAAAUACUUAAUGGAAAAUACAACAAGCUCCUGUUGGUUGGGUUUGUCCAACAUGCAUUGCUGGGAAGUACAGAACACGAGGAGGGAAUGGCUGUGGUCAGAGCCCACAGGGACCAAACAUUACCUUCUCCAUAUUUUACUACCUGCCAUUGGCUGCUGCUGCCAUGGAGGUACCCACACGUACUUUGGGUGUCCCAAAACUUCUCUGAGCUGGAGCCAUUGUUAUCCACCCCCUUGGAGGGUUUUUCUGCAGAGCAAGAAGCAGCACAGGGAAGUUUAAAUAUUCAGCUGAAAGUUGGAAGCAAGAUUAAAAUGCCUCUGGACUGGAUAAAUUGCUACUGAAAUUUUCCCAAGAUUGGUAUAUUCCUUUAAGUUAUUGCUUUCCAGCUGUUGAUGCACCAAAACAAAGGUUGUUCCUUUUAAAGGACACGACAUCAUUUCUGUAAGCUGGAUCUUCAAUCAAGGACUUAAACUUACAUAGCUGAAGUGCUGUAUGUGCUGACACAUCACAGUGCCGCAGCAGCUCAACAGAGAAAUCUAAUUCUAUUGAAUCUGCCAGCUCAGUUAAUAUGACCCUGCUAGGGAAGUGUAAGGUGUCACCUCCUGAUUUUUAGGUAAGAAUCAGGUUCUCUAUCUGUAGCUCAAAUUCAGUGAACGCUACGGGUGGCCAGAACUGGAUUUAUUUUUAAGGUAACUGCUUACAGCAUGGCAUGCAGAACUAAAGAUCAGUUUGGAAGAUAUCGUCUGAAUAUUAGGGUCAAAGUACACCCAUUGGAGUCCUACAGAAAGUCCUUGUUUGGGCUCAGUCUGGAAAUAGGGUACUUUACUCUUAGACUCCUACAAAAUUGUAUGGAAAGAACAUGGUGUGGAGCUACCUGCAACUUGAAUUGGAGCUGACCUCUCUGUGUGAGUCUCUUGUAUGGUACCCUGCAGCUAUCAGGCUGCAAUAAGGGCAUUCAUGCCUAUAUCUUAAGUUCCUUUAAUCUGAUGGGAUAUAGCGAUGCCUUUCACAUGAUCUGCCCUUGGGCUGCAUUAGCACGAGCCUUUAGCUGCUACUGCUCCAUGCAUCUCAUGUUUUCUCUUAUUAAUUCUUGCUGAAUAGGUUUGUGAAGGUGAUCUGACUUAGCUUUUGGUUUGGUGUAGAAACAUAACCAGGUCAAGAUAGUAAUCAGAUCAUUGUUUUUGAAAAAAAAUUAAGCAUUCUUGCUUUUUGGUUCACUGAAACUUAAUUCUGUGUCAAUUUCAGACCCUUGGAGAUAAAGCAAAGAAUUUUGACUAGAAGGACCAAAAGGAAAGUUUGCCUUUAGAAACAUCAGGAUGAUUCCCAUGGCCACACAGGAUCGGCUCCAUCCACAUUUCUGCUGUGUAGCUCUCCUGCUUGGCAGCCAACUGCAUACCUGGUACAAGGUUUGCCAGUUGGGUUUCUAACACAAGAUGUCAAAAUUGGCAAAAAAAUAGCAACACUUUUGUGAUGAAGAGUCAGGCAGUAGUGAAAUUCCCAUGUCAAUUACAUUCAGACUUCUCAGGAAGCGUAACCUAUGGACAUGUGGCACUGUGCCCUGCUGUCAGUGACACAUUGUGUGUUUGGGUCAAAGUUAAAGAUACUGGGUGGAAUCUGUGUGGGGUUUUUUGUGCUAACUGCCAUCAAAGCAUUGAGUGUGUGAGAGGCUGAGAGCUUCCCUGGAGCUUUCCACUUCAAAGGAGAAGGCAAAAGGGGAAUGACUCUCAGGUAGCCCUGCAUUCAUUCAUAUCAGCACUGGAAUACCUGUUGAGAUGCUUUGUAAAGAAGUUACAUGCAUCUGGCCAAAACUCCUCUUAUGUUUUCCUUUGAUAUAUGCCUGGAACCAGGGACAGAUACUGUAAGUCAAGGCUGCAAACUGCUCUAUGUGGCUUAAAUGGACAUCAAAGUAUGUUUCUCUGCUGGAAUAUACAUCCCCAGAUGAUCUGAUCCUUGGUGAACUAUCUAUGAAGAAAAAAAGAACCACACACUGCUUUCUACAGUUUGGGUCCCGCACAAAAAAACUGGAAUGUGAAGGGAUAAGGAUCUGUCUUUGUUGAAGCCAUAGUGGGAGAGACUUCCAAGCACCCUGAGGAGGGGAAAAGAAAUACCCAGCUUUGCCUUUUUUUAAGCCUGUCUGGGGAAAACGAAUCUUCUUUCCCCAUGGACAGAGGUACUGCAGGCAGUAGGUGCAGCCUAGGCCCCAGGUGGUGACCGGCCCCAAGAAGGCCGGCAGCAGCCUGUCCUUGUGGCCUUAGCUUCCCCCCACGUCGUGCUCCACCAGCAGCAAGAUGGUCACCGUCAGGAAAAGGAACGUGAAGGUCUUCACAUUCGCCUUCGUACUCAUCACGGUGACGUCAUUCCUGCUGAACUACAAGCACCAGGUGACCAUGACCACUUGGGAUCCUAAACAUAUCAUCAGUCAGUUUUCUGAGCAAGUCCGAAAACUCAUCAAAUUUCCUAGGAGGCCGUGCAGCUGUAGCACCUGUAUUUCCGAGCUGGGACAUUCCCUCUGGUUCGACCAGAGGUUUAACUCAACUAUGCAACCUUUCCUGACCUCACAAAAUGCCUUGAUCCCAGAGGACAGCUACAGGUGGUGGCUGAAACUGCAAGGAGAGAAAUCUCCAAAGAAUAUUAACGAUACUCUCAAGGAAUUGUUUGGGAUCAUUCCUGGGGACAGGGACCCACUGCAGGAGCGAGGCACUUUCUCAUGCAGACGGUGUGCCGUCGUUGGCAACUCCGGCAACCUUCGUCAGUCUCAAUAUGGCCAAGAUAUUGACUCCCAUGACUUUGUGCUCAGAAUGAACCGUGCACCCACCAUUGGCUACGAAUCAGAUGUUGGGAGCAAGACCACCCACCACUUUGUUUAUCCGGAGAGCUACAAAGAGCUGGCAGAAAAUGUGAGCAUGAUCGUGAUCCCCUUCAAAACCCUGGACCUGCGCUGGAUUGUCACCGCUCUCACCACAGGCACUAUCAACUUCACAUAUGUUCCUGUUCCACGGAAAAUCAAAGUCAGAAAAGAAAAGGUCCUGAUUUACAAUCCAUCCUUUAUCAAAUACGUCUAUGAAAACUGGCUUCAGAAUCAUGGAAGAUACCCUUCCACAGGCCUUCUUUCUGUGAUAUUUGCACUCCAUGUAUGCGAUGAGGUGAAUGUGUAUGGUUUUGGAGCAGACAGCAAAGGACACUGGCAUCACUACUGGGAAAAUAAUGCUUCAGCUGGGGCUUUCCGACAGACAGGUGUCCACGAUGGAGAUUUUGAGUUCAAUGUAACUUUGACUCUUGCCUCCAUUGAAAAAAUAAAAUUUUUCAAGGGCAGAUGACCCUAGCCACAGGGACAAGCAGGGGCUGCAAUUUCCAACAUGCAGCAGCACAAAGCUCAGUGAAGAUGAUCUGGAUGACAGCCAGGUUUGAAGGUGUGAAUCUGGAGUGGAUUCGGAGCGUCACACUGCUGCAGUGCUCACCACAGGGAGCUCAGCUGAGGAACAGAUUCAAUGCUGCACUUGAUUUGCUAUCUACAGAUAGCUGGGAACUACCGAUCAGAUGUUGGAAUAAAUGACAUCCUGACUCACUCCUUAGUCUCUACGGAUUGAUUCCUGAAUUACUGGUGAAAGAUCUACCGGUUGCAAUUCAGGGAAACCUAGACACAGGAACUGCUGUUUGUAUGUCCAUUCUUUCCUUGAGUAAGGCAAGAAAUCCUUGAAGAACAUGGAAAAUGUCUUCUGGGAUUUGAUACCUACUAGAGUAGCUCUGAACAUCAUAGUAAGGAUUACCUCAAAGAAAUUAAUUCAGUUCUGCUGUUAAUCUUCUUUUUGAAUUCUCUUCUGUUUCCUCUAUUACUUCUGGUUUCAUGCACUAUAAAUCAAAAACGUGAUGAAGUUGCCUGGAGUAGUAACUGUUUCUACCAUUGCCACAUUCUGCAUUGAUGGCAUCUAGAAAAUACAGAUCAAUUCACCUGUGAUCAUUACUUAUUUAUUAUUGCUUCCUAUACAGCCAUAGUAAGAAAAAAAAAAAAAGAAUACUGAAAACUCCAGAAAAAAAAAAAGAAUUAGAAAAAACAAAGGCCUUUUUAGCCUGUUUAAUUGUCUUGUUUGGUUAUAUAUAACUUUUUAAAUUUUUUUUCUUUUUUUUGUGAAAAUUACUCCAGAAUGCUUAUUUUUAUUUAAUCAGUUUAAGGUUGGAAAGUGGACUGUUUUCUCUUUCAGUCGUUUACAUGUGCCUUUUAUAGUUGUGCAACAGAUGUGAUUUUUUUUAAUGGUGACAAAUGGUAUUUUUUUUUUUAAUAAAGGGGAGGGAAAUUAACCAAAGUGUAGCCUCCUAGUGGUAUACUUUUGUAGUUGAAACUAAGAAUAAUAGCUCCUAUAUUGUACUUAAGCAAACAGAAACAAGGCUAAUUUUUAAAGGUAGCUUUUACCUUUUUUAUGGGAAAAUAUCCAAAUGUUCCAAGGAAUCUUUUCCUCUUAUUUUUUUACAAAUUUAGAAAGUGGUAUCUCUUUACAACAUCUACAUUUGGAAUGGAAGAAAUAGCACGAGUUGGAAUAUAAGAUAGUGACGCAGUAGUGAUGAAUCCCUUGCACAGUAGCAGCAUCUAUGAAGACACGAUCUACUCAAACUGAUCCUUCACUGUAAGCCAGACUUUAUGUGCAUUGCAGGAGGAAUGAAUGCAUUAUUGGCAGAGCUUCUAGACAAGGGGAGGAGGGAAGUGACAGUGGAGAUUUUACAUCUGCAGAUUCUUCUGGAUUCAAAGAGUCCAAGAAUGAAGUUCAGGUGCUCAAGAGUGGAGGACUGUGGGUUUUGCUUCCCAGUAUAAUGAAAAUAGAAUUUAUGGAUUGUUGACCAGUUUUCAGCUCUGGUGAAGCCAGUGGAGUUCUUGCCACAGACUUCGAGGGAUGUUAGAUCAGGCCUAGAAAAAAAAUGUCAUCUUUCAUUUCUAAUGGAUUACAAUGGUUGGGAUUUGAGGUAAUUCAGAAAUUGUCAUCUAAAUGACCUUUCAUGCACCAGUUGUGACAGCAUGUCCUAGUGGAUAGGCGUUUUGAUGUGAGCUCAGUGAAAGCCUAGCUCUGCAACCGGUGAUGUGCUUCAGUCCAAGACCUGCCCCCCUGGCCAGCUUUUAAUAGUAAUAAUGACACAGUCAGAUGGAGUAUACGUUUCACCAAGAUGAACUGCUUUACCCCCAUGAGUAUUACUGGACUUAUAACAUGAAAAGAACCAUGGAUGCCAAACACUGAUGCGAGGAACUAAAUUCUGUUUCAUGUACACAUACAACUCUUCAGUUUAGCAAUGUGGAAAGGGCUGGAUUUUCAAAUCUUCAUUAUGAAACCUGUUCAUGAUCCUCAUGUCAAGAAGCCCUCUCCCAGCAUGUUGGCCAGCACAGCUGCUCACCUGCAUGUCACAGGUGGAGCAAAUUGAACAUGCUUAACAUUUCUACCUGAAUCUUGUUUAUUUGUUUAAUAAUUCCUACUACUUAAAUUGUUGAUCAGUAUACUUCUGGAAAGAUGUCGCAUUAAUAUUUGUCAAGCAGAUAAACUUAAAGAGGAAAAAAUUUCUAUGGAAGACUCCCAACAGUAUCUUGACCCUCUGACUGGAUUUUGGAGAUUUUUUUAAAAUCAUUAGUUUGAAAUAUUACAAUUUAUUUUCUCACUGAUUUCUUCUCUCAGAUGUCAGUAACGGGAACAUUUCAUUGCUGUUCCAGUCAUUUUCAGAAAGAUGUGGAAGAGAGUUGUGGCUUGGUACCAUUUCCCAUUGAUUUUUUGUUACAAGUGGACUUGCAGUCAAGAAAAAUAAUAUUAAAAAAGAAAAAAAUCAAUCGUCUUCUAACCUGUAUUAUUUUAAAAGUUUCCUGUUGCUGUUCAAAUUAAAUUUCCAACUUUUCUCUGAAUAUUCUGCUUCUGACAGCACAUACAAAGCUCUUGGCUCAUACUGUUCUGGAUAGAUUUAAAGUCUUCAUGUGACAAGCUGCAAUUUGUGUUUUUCUUGCCAACAGCAAGUAGUAACUAUGUACCACUGAGGUCCAUUUUUCAGAGCAGGAGGAGAGCAGAGGGUGGACCUUACAAGCUGUAGGAUGAAGGAUAGUCCCCACCAUUGCAUUUCUAUUCCAGAGGAACUUUUUAUGGAGUCCUUUACGUGACUGACUGCUUAUAUCAUUCAAAUGCCUUCAGAAUAAGGAGGUACCAACAAAUGAUGCUGGAGGAAGAAUUCAUUCCCACCGUCAGUGCUGAAGACUGUCUGUCUUCCUGCUACACAUUUUCUGGGUUUAUUUUGUUUUAAAGAACAAGUUGCUAAAUCAGCAUGUCAAGACAUCAAACUCUUGAACUGUGUUUACCACCCCUGAAAAUUCUCUGAAGCACUCCUUGAGUGUGUGUUGUGUUCUUAACCAAAGCCAAAUGUCUUGAGCACUUUUUGUUCUCUCAUGAACACAUUUUCUUCCUACUUCUUCUGACUACAUAAUUGAUUAUGAUAAUCAUUUUUUUGUUGUUGUUUUGUUUUGUUUGCUGUGAUGGUGGGGAGUCUCACUCAAUCAUUCUUUGACAUUUUAUUUAUUUAAUUUUUCAGUAUGAUAUGAAUCAAAAUAAAUUUUUUACUGUUAUCGA